AGCGCUAUAGUGGACCGGGGUUUGUGGUUUGUUUACAUUUGUUACAAUGGCGACCAUCACGGAGCUGAAGUGCGCGGUGAGAGAGACGCUGGAGUCCCGCGGGGUGCUGGGACAACUCAAAGCCCGGAUCCGCGCGGAAGUGUUCAGCGCCCUGGAAGACAAGCGGCCGUCCGAGCGACCGCAGCUGUCCCACGAAAACCUCCUCAUCAACGAACUCAUCCGGGAGUACCUGGAGUUCAACAAGUACAAGUACACUGCGUCUGUGCUCACGGCAGAGUCAGGCCAACCCGAAGUUCCCUUGGACCGACAGUUUUUGGCACAUGAGCUGAAUGUUGCAGAAGAUGCAAGCUCCAAGUCUGUACCUCUUCUCUACGGGCUGGUGUCCCACUUUGUGAACAAUGAUGACAGUGGAGGGAAAGUCUUUCUGAGGGGUUCAUCUCUUCCUCCAGGCCCCAGCUCCUCCACACAUGGGACUGAUGCCUAAAGACUCGGUACAUAUCUGUCAAAGAAGGACUUAAAAUAUUCCUUAAACAGAAGAAAUUUAGUUUGAUGUUAUAAUUCUUGUUAUUUUGUACAGUAUUUGUAAGUAGAAUUAGAA
Messenger RNA from Periophthalmus magnuspinnatus, 598 nucleotides. RefSeq names its product centrosomal protein 20 (gene cep20). The transcript is spliced from 4 exons. Gene Ontology annotation, biological process: microtubule anchoring; cilium assembly. The record is from RefSeq and is a predicted model, not a curated record. Gene Ontology annotation, molecular function: protein binding. The coding region runs from base 47 to 484 and encodes 145 amino acids. Gene Ontology annotation, cellular component: ciliary basal body; motile cilium; centrosome. Lineage: Eukaryota; Metazoa; Chordata; Actinopteri; Gobiiformes; Gobiidae.